Messenger RNA from Apodemus sylvaticus (European woodmouse), 1837 nucleotides. It is a transcript of the gene Cd82, whose product is annotated as CD82 molecule. Gene Ontology annotation, cellular component: membrane. Bases 237 to 1055 code for a protein of 272 amino acids. The transcript is spliced from 10 exons. Lineage: Eukaryota; Metazoa; Chordata; Mammalia; Rodentia; Muridae. The record is from RefSeq and is a predicted model, not a curated record.
CCGUUGAGCUUCAGGACUGACUUCAGGAGGGGGUGGCUGGGAAAACGGAGGGUUAGAGCCAAGCCGAGCAGUCAGACUCGGGUUGGGGCGCCAGCUGAAGACGCCGGACUUAAAGCGCGUAGCCAGAACCCAGGCAGCAGUGUGUCCAUUGUCCAGAACUCAUCUGAGAAACUGCCACAGGAAUUGCUGCUCUGCUCCAGGCUGGUCACUGAACAGGGAGCUCCAGGACCUGCAGGAUGGGGGCAGGCUGUGUCAAAGUCACCAAGUACUUUCUCUUCCUCUUCAACUUGCUGUUCUUUAUCCUGGGUGCUGUGAUCCUGGGCUUUGGGGUGUGGAUUCUUGCAGACAAGAACAGCUUCAUUUCCGUCCUACAAACCUCGUCCAGCUCGCUGCAGGCGGGGGCAUACGUCUUCAUCGGUGUGGGCGCUGUCACCAUGGUGAUGGGCUUCCUGGGCUGUAUCGGUGCUGUCAAUGAGGUCCGCUGCCUGCUGGGUCUGUACUUCGUCUUCCUUCUGCUGAUCCUCAUCGCACAGGUGACCGUAGGGGUCCUCUUCUACUUCAAUGCUGACAAGCUGAAGCAGGAGAUGGGGAGCACGGUGAUGGACAUCAUUAAGAGCUACACCGCCAAUGCUACCAGCAGCCGCGAGGAGGCUUGGGACUACGUGCAGGCGCAGGUGAAGUGCUGUGGCUGGGUCAGCUACGACAACUGGACGGAGAACGAGGGGCUCAAGAACUCCACCAAGACCACUUACCCAUGCUCCUGCGAGAAGAUAAAGGAAGAGGACAACCAGCUCAUUGUGAAGAAAGGAUUCUGCGAGGUCGACAAUGGCACUGUAGUCAACAACAGCACUGUAGUUGAAAACAACCCAGAUGACUGGCCUGUGUACCGCGAGGGAUGCAUGGAGAAGGCGCAGGCGUGGCUGCAGGAGAACUUCGGCAUCCUUCUGGGUGUCUGUGCCGGCGUUGCCGUCAUUGAGCUGCUGGGGUUGCUCCUGUCCAUAUGUCUGUGCCGGUACAUUCAUUCUGAAGACUACAGCAAGGUCCCCAAGUACUGAGGCUGCUGACGUCCCCACUGUCCGUGUUUCUCCACCCUCAGCCUCUCUCAGGGCCUCUCUAGCUUUUCCUCACGUGGGCCGUGCUCCCUCCACCACUGAGGCUUCUGGCCCAUCCAGGGAAGGUUGGACUGGGAACUGUCUGGGCCUGGGCCUGGGCCUGGGCCUGGGCCCUUCUCCCUGCCUUUCUGCCUCCAUUAGGGGACCCUGGCUAUCCUGUGGCUCUUCCUCCUACUGCCUGGGAUAUUGUAACAGCUUGAAAUGACUCCCAGUGUCACUGUACACAGGAUAGCUGGGUCUCCACCCUCAAGUCAUAUUAUAUUAUAUUAAAAAGGAGGGUGGGCGUAGCACCCAUGGCUGUCCAGGAAAGGCUACAGGAAAGGUUAAUGGGCUUUUCCCCACUCUGACAUUUUCUUUGUGGCUUUUCCAUGUUUCUGUGGGAGACAAGGUGGGCAGUUCUUUACACACUCCCCCGCCAAGCUCAGUUCAGCAGGGAACUGAACUGAGGGGCUCCUGGGGGGCUGGCCCAGGUGACCUCCAUGAGCCCCUCUUGCUGAGAGACCAGGCAGCUUAUAGGCCUGCGUCCUUCAGGUGGCACAAGACCCCGAGUUAUCUGUGUGAGAGGAGGAUAUGGACUGGUGUUUCUUGGCAGCUGUCCCCUGACCCCUGUCCCCUGUCCCCUGUCCCCUUUCCCAAGGGUGGGUGAGGCUGUGCCUUGCAGGGGUGGGGGAGGGGUUCCAUCCGCUCAUCUCUGAAAUCAAUUAUUAAAGGAGGGUUUAUAACGA